UGUGGCUGAGCACCCCUCGCCGUGGCCCCCACCCCCCUCCUUCUUCCCCCCCUCUUAUACCCGCUCGCCCUCCCCUGUCCAUGGCCAGCAGCAGCAGCAGCACCAGACCAAAUUCCACUCGUUGGUUUCUUUGCCGGUCGGCCUCGUCGUCGUCUCUCCCGGCUCCGGCCGCAAAGUGAACCUACCUGCGGCGUCUCGACCUCGUCCUUCCGUCUGUCUGUCGCCUAGCUAGCUGCUUCUUCCUCCUUGGCUUGCAGCAGCAGCAGCAAGCAAAGCCGGGAGCUUGUGUUUGUUUGGAUCGGAGUGAGAAGAAGAUGAUGGCGGAGUGCCAAGGAGGAGGAGGAGGGGAUUUCCUCAUCAAGCUCUUCGGGAAGACCAUCCCCGUGCCGGAGUCCGGCGACGCCAAGGAUCUUCAGCAGAGCAGCAGCAGCAGCAGCUCCACUGAACAAGAUCAUCAGGAUGCCCAUGCCCUGGACCAGGAGAACCCGCACCCGGACUCCUCCGACCCGUCCCCGCAGCCGGAGGUCGUGGACGCAGAGGACCCCAAGAGCUCACCGGAGACGACACACCAGAAGCCCGGCCAGGGCAACGGCAGCGGCGACGCUGCCAGCCAGAGGGAGAAGCUGAAGAAGCCCGACAAGGUGCUGCCAUGCCCGCGCUGCAACAGCAUGGACACCAAGUUCUGCUACUUCAACAACUACAACGUCAACCAGCCGCGCCACUUCUGCAAGAACUGCCAGCGCUACUGGACCGCCGGCGGCGCCAUGCGCAACGUUCCCGUCGGGGCCGGUCGCCGCAAGAACAAGAACGCCGUCGCCGCCUCGCACUUCCUCCACAGGGUCGGGGCGGCCUGCGGCGGCGGCGGCGACACGCUCAAGACGACCAACGGCACGGUGCUCAGCUUCGGCGGCCAUGGUGGCGGCUGCGUGCCUCCUGGUCCUGCAUGCUUGGACCUCGUCGAGCAGCUCAGCCACCACCUGGCGGCCCCGGUGAUCAGGAACGCCGGCAACAACCCGGGUCCUUGCAGCGAAGGAUCGAGCAACUGCAGGGACGACAACAAGACCAUCAACGACAGGUCUUGUGUAGACGAAGCCGCAGCAGCAAACGGAGACGACGGAUCAGUGCAGCACCCAGCAAGCAUGAACAACGGCGGCGCAACCGUGUGGCCGCCGCCGUACAGCUGCGCGCCAUCUCCGGCGGCGUAUUUCUCCUCGGGCAUCGCGAUCCCGAUAUACCCAGCCGCACCAGGUUACUGGGGCUGCAUGGUUCCCGGAGCUUGGAGCCUGCCAUGGCCGGUGCAACAGCCCCCGUCGUCGCAGUCGCAGGGGCCGGCGGCGGGCCUCUCGUCGUCGACGUCGCCCACCACCACCAGUGCUCCUUCGGUCUCAUCAUCCGGGGCAGCCGACUCCCACACGCUGGGGCUGGGCAAGCACCCCCGGGACCGGGAGGAGGGUGACGACGGGAGAAACGCCAAGGUGUGGGCUCCCAAGACCAUCCGGAUAGACGACGUGGACGAGGUGGCCAGGAGCUCCAUCUGGUCGCUCAUCGGGAUCAAAGGCGACAAGGCGAAGCAGCAGGACGACGAUGCUGCUGGUGGGCACAAGCAGAAGCAGCUUGUUGGGAUGGUGUUCGAGCCCAAGCGCGAGGCCACCAAGAAGCCGGCGGCCAUGAUGACAAGCUCGCCGCUCCUGCACGCCAACCCCGUCGCGCUCACGCGCUCCGUGGCCUUCCAGGAGGGCUCUUGAUUCUUCAAUUUGAAGGACAUCGAUCGAUCCAUCAGCAGCAGCAGCAGAUGCAGGAAUUUUGUCAUGCAGCCUUCUCAUCUCGACAUGAGCUUAGCCUGACACAGUACUGAAUUUUUUUUUGGGUAAAUCAUCAGAGGAUUGUAAUAUAUAUCUAUAGGUAUAUAUAUGUGUUGGGUGGGAAACAGAGCUAGUGUGUAUAUGUGUAUGUGUAUGUGUAUGUGUAUGUGUAACAUAGCUACUUGUGGACUUGUAAUAUAGGCGGCACGCAGGAUGUACAUAUAGAACUAGCUAUUUGGGUUUGAGAAAGACCAGGAGAUCAAUAAGAGGUCCCAGGUUGUAGAUAAAUAACAACAUUAAGAAGGGGAAUAUAUUGCUUCAGGUAUUUCACUUU
Molecule: messenger RNA, 2136 nt
Organism: Sorghum bicolor (sorghum)
Lineage: Eukaryota; Viridiplantae; Streptophyta; Magnoliopsida; Poales; Poaceae
Product: cyclic dof factor 1
Exons: 2
Coding region: 315-1745 (476 amino acids)
Biological process (GO): regulation of DNA-templated transcription
Molecular function (GO): DNA binding; DNA-binding transcription factor activity
Source: RefSeq, a predicted model, not a curated record